This is a messenger RNA of Blumeria graminis f. sp. triticale, 1017 nucleotides long. The record is from the annotation of a GenBank genome assembly. NCBI's taxonomy places the organism in Eukaryota, Fungi, Ascomycota, Leotiomycetes, Helotiales, Erysiphaceae.
UGUGUUUCUCCAGUAUCAGUGCAUCUGUCUUUACCCACAUCAUCAACGUCUCUUCAUCCAUCCCCCACCUCUACAUCCUAUAUUGCCAUUCUCAGCUAUCCUAAUACCAUCAGCAUGACUUCCCGCGUCUCAGAGAACGGCGACUCUAUCUCUAAAAGUCCAGCGCCCAAUCGAUCGAGUCAUGCUAGUGAUUCGUCUGAUGUAGGCAAUACUCUCAAGCAGAUUCAAGCAGCUGGAAUUCCUCUCACCCCCGACCUAUUGGAGCGCAUCUGCUACCCCACGCGCGAUAAUGUCACAACGCAACAAAAGCUGCGGAAGACUUUGGGUAAUCCCAUACCAGUCGCUUUAAUGGGCUUCCUCAUCUGCCUUUCGCCGCUGGCCUGUAACCUCAUGGGAUGGAGAGGUGCUAACGGAAAUGGAGCAGCUGGCAUUGGCUCUUAUUAUUUCUUUGGUGGUCUCUUGAUGAUUCUUGGUGGCUUCCUGGAGUUUGUCGUCGGCCGUACCUUCACCUUUGUUGUCUUCUCCUCAUUUGGUGGUUUCUGGCUCACCCUAGCCUCGACCCUUCAACCCUUCUACAAUGCUGCCGGAGCUUACGCACCGCCUAACGCUACUUCGCCCCAGCAAGGCUUCGCCACCGUCGGGUUCACCGCUUCUUUUGGAUUCUUCCAGGUAUUCAUGGCCUUGCUAUGUUUCAUAUACCUCAUCUGCUCCCUGCGCAUUAACGUCUGUUUCGUCAUCAUAUUCUUCACCCUCACCAUGGCCUUUUCGCUUCUCGCCGGCGUUUACUGGGAACUGGCUAGCGCUCUCGCCGGUGAAAUUGCAAAGGUCGAAGUGGCCCAUCGUUUACAGGUGGCUGCUGGUGCCUUUCUCUUUGUCACCAGUUUGACGGGCUGGUACACAUUUCUCGCCGUCAUGCUUCAAGCUAUUGAUUUUCCUCUACAAGUCCCAGUCGGCGAUCUAUCGACGUACAUGCGAGGUCGUUCCGAGAAACUCAGAGAGUCCUCCAACAUGGCUUAG